UUGAAUUCCAUUUCAAUCUAUGAGAUUAGAUUUAAAAAAACGGUUUAGGUAAAACUACGAGUUUAUAUUGGCAACCACGUCUUUAGAUUCUCACUACUAACGUCUCAUUUUGCGUACUGAUGAGGAAAAGCUGUACAAUCAUUUGUUUGAGGAAGCGUGAGCGGAGGAAUUGGGAGGCUUGAAUACUACUCCAUCAGCAUGUAUUGUACGGAUGUCUUUUCUUGUGCUGUUUUCUUCUCUUGUAUAGUACUAGUUGCCUCACAAACCAUCAGAGAUGCGGAUAGCAAGGCAUCCCCGAUAUCAAAGUUUGCGUGCGAAGACCACGUGGCAGAUCUAGUUUGUCCUUUGAACACAACUAUUGAAAUACAUUCUCUUUUCUAUGGACGAAACCCUGAACAUGGAUUAGGAAUCUGCCUGAAUGGUGCGUCUCAAGGUSGUUGUGAAAUGAUUGGCUUUGACAAAGAGGAGAAGUUAUAUAAUCUGAAAAAAGCCUGUAAUGGUAAAAUGCAUUGUAACAUUAUCGCCAAUGACCAUACAUUUGGCGAUCGUCAGAAGUGCCCAAACAUCACAAAAUACCUCAACAUUAUCUACAAAUGUCAACGUCCACCGAUCCCAUCAACCAGGAAGCCAUCAACGAACGAACCCGUAUACUACACGGGAACCUCACGACCGGGUACUUCAACUAAACCAACCGCUGAGCCGUAUAUGGAUUUACAUAAGCUUGACGAGGAUGGUAAGAAAUGGCCGACACCAAGACCACUUAUUAAAUGUAAUACUACUACUGAGUCAUCGGACGAUGUAUACUUAAAUUCUGCCUCCUCUUCAAAACCUUUUCUGUCUUUUAUUAUAGCCAUCUUUAUUUGGAAGUUAUUUUCAUAAAAAGUUUCCUAAUUUUAAAAUGAUUGACGAGCGAAAAUGAUCAAGCAGUAAAAAAACAGCAAGAUUUUAAAUCAAGCAAGCUAUGUAUAGGUAAUCAUACGGUUUCAAGUUAAAUUUGGGAUUAAUUCGCACGARUGUGUUUUUCAAAGAGUUGAAACUGAUGCAACUGAAUUACACAUUUUGCACUGUAUUACUUUUGAACAACCCUAAGGCAACCAGAAUUGAGUAAUUUUUUUCAUGUAUGUUAUUACGACUCUGACAAAGUCUUUGUUAAUUAUAAUCAAAGCAUGUGUCACUUUAACCAAAGCUAUAAAAAUGUUGGUUGUUAUAACGUAUACUUUGAAAAAGAAAACAGUAACUGAAAUCCAAUAUAACGACGUGUGUUUAACCACCUAUUGCGCAUGUACAGUGACGAUAUGCAGCUGAAAACAAUGAUUUGUACCUAGCCCUGCACUAAAAUAAAGCAUUAUAACUUGCA
This is a messenger RNA of Actinia tenebrosa (Australian red waratah sea anemone), 1357 nucleotides long. Its product is annotated as protein eva-1 homolog C. Gene Ontology annotation, molecular function: carbohydrate binding. The record is from RefSeq and is a predicted model, not a curated record. NCBI's taxonomy places the organism in Eukaryota, Metazoa, Cnidaria, Anthozoa, Actiniaria, Actiniidae.